UUCCUUCCUCUUCAGCGCCAAAGACCAAAAAUCCCAGAGACAGAUUUCCGCACUCUCUCUGAGAGAGGCCACUGACACUGCUACAUUUGCUCCUUCUUCCUCUAGAGAGAGAGAGAGUGAAAAGCUCUGUUAUUUUCUUCAUUCAUGGAAGGCCACGAAAGCUUUAGAUAUAAUUGUUGAUUCAAAAGAGAGAGAGAGAGAGAGAGAGAAAUACAGUCACACACAAGAGUAACCCAAAACGAUGCGUCGAGCGAUCUCGCUUCUGGUCCAGCCACGCUUCAUCUUUCUCUACCUUGUCCUCUUGAUUUUCCUCAUCUUCGCGUUCUCCAACCCCAAAAAGAGUGAAGAAAAAGCAGAAGAGGUGCCUGAAAUUACCCACAGAGUUUACUUCGAUGUUGAUAUUGAGGAACAACGUCAAGGUAGAAUCGUGAUCGGAUUAUAUGGCCAAGUUGUACCUAAAACUGUUGAAAAUUUUAGGGCUUUAUGCACAGGGGAGAAAGGCGAGGGUGCCCAUGGGAAAAAACUCCACUAUAAAGGAAUACCAUUUCAUCGUAUAGUAUCUGGGUUUGUGAUUCAAGGUGGAGAUAUUGUUUAUGGUGAUGGCAGGGGUUUUGUAUCAAUAUAUGGUGGUGGCACCUUUCCUGAUGAGAAUUUCAAGAUAAAACAUUCACAUGCAGGUGUUGUUUCCAUGGUGAAUUCAGGGCCUGAUUCCAAUGGCUCACAGUUUUUCAUCACUACAGUCAAAGCCAGCUGGUUGGAUGGGGAGCAUGUUGUCUUUGGCAAGGUCAUUCAAGGCAUGGACACUGUGUUUGCAAUUGAAGGUGGGGCUGGAACCUACAGUGGGAAGCCUAGAAAGAAGGUUGUUAUUGCUGACUCUGGGGAGAUACCCAAGAGUCAAUGGGAUCAGGAAAGAUAAGUUCCUUUAUACAUGAACAGCAGCAAUUUUUUUUUUUUUUUUCAAGUUUGGUUUAGAUAAUUGAUUCACACUCUCUUCCCUUUGUAAGAUGUCCAUGAAAUUUUACAAGUCAUGAGUUCCCAGUUCUGAUAGUCGUAGGCCUUCUUGGAAAUAUUGUAUUGUCUUUUGUAUUUGACAACUGUUAUUGACACAAACAUGUUUGUUGUAGAGGAAUCAAAAGGAAAUGACCUGUUAGUAUCCCAAA
Quercus robur (English oak) is the source of this 1160-nucleotide messenger RNA. RefSeq names its product peptidyl-prolyl cis-trans isomerase CYP21-1. The record is from RefSeq and is a predicted model, not a curated record. Gene Ontology annotation, molecular function: peptidyl-prolyl cis-trans isomerase activity. The transcript has 7 exons. Gene Ontology annotation, biological process: protein peptidyl-prolyl isomerization. Gene Ontology annotation, cellular component: intracellular membrane-bounded organelle. NCBI's taxonomy places the organism in Eukaryota, Viridiplantae, Streptophyta, Magnoliopsida, Fagales, Fagaceae. Bases 242 to 916 code for a protein of 224 amino acids.